Messenger RNA from Arachis stenosperma, 1201 nucleotides. Its product is annotated as homeobox protein SBH1. Gene Ontology annotation, biological process: regulation of DNA-templated transcription. Gene Ontology annotation, molecular function: DNA binding; DNA-binding transcription factor activity, RNA polymerase II-specific. The coding region runs from base 1 to 1071 and encodes 356 amino acids. Gene Ontology annotation, cellular component: nucleus. Lineage: Eukaryota; Viridiplantae; Streptophyta; Magnoliopsida; Fabales; Fabaceae. The transcript has 4 exons. The record is from RefSeq and is a predicted model, not a curated record.
AUGGAGGAGGGUAAUGGCACUUAUAGUAUGAUGGCUUUUGGCGAGAACAUCAUGACUAGUAGUAAUAAUAGUGGGAUUUAUCCAAUCAUCAUGAUGCCUUUACUCACUACCACUCACAAUCAAGUUAUUAAUCCUCUUCCUAAUCUUAAUUACUCUAAUCCUAAUAAUGCAGACACAAAUAGUUCCUUCCCUCUUCCCAUGCUUACUACUCAUCAAGAACCAAUCCGCAACAACACUGGGAUAUGUUACUUUAUGGACAUACACAACAACCACCAUGGAAGCUCUUCUUCUUCUUCCUCUUCAUCAGCUCUCAAGGCCAAGAUCAUGUCUCAUCCUCACUAUCAUCGCCUCUUGGCUGCAUACGUCAAUUGUCAAAAGGUUGGAGCACCGCCUGAAGUGGUGGCAAGGUUAGAAGAAGCAUGUGAAUCUGCAGCGGCAAUGGCAGCAACUUCUUGCAUAGGUGAAGAUCCAGCGCUGGAUCAGUUCAUGGAGGCCUACUGUGAGAUGCUUAUCAAGUACGAGCAAGAACUCUCCAAACCCUUCAAGGAAUCCAUGCUUUUCCUUCAGCGCAUGGAGUCCCAGUUCAAAUCCCUCUCCAUUUCUCCUUCCAAUAACUUCGCCGGUAAUGAAGGUGUUGAUAGGAAUGGAUCAUCCGAGGACGAUGUUGAUUUACAAAACAAUGCAAUAAUUGAUCCGCAAGCAGAGGAGCGGGAGCUGAAGGGUCAGCUUUUGCGAAAGUACAGCGGAUACCUUGGUAGUCUGAAGCAGGAAUUCAUGAAGAAGAGGAAAAAAGGGAAGCUCCCUAAAGAAGCAAGACAACAGCUACUUGAAUGGUGGAGCAGACAUCACAAAUGGCCUUACCCAUCUGAAUCACAGAAGGUGGCGCUUGCAGAGUCAACAGGUUUGGAUCAGAAACAGAUAAACAACUGGUUUAUUAAUCAAAGGAAACGGCAUUGGAAGCCUUCGGAGGAUAUGCAGUUUGUGGUGAUGGAUCAAAGCCAUCCACAUUAUUACAUUGACAAUGUUGUGGCCAAUCCCUUUCCCAUGGAUUUUUCCCACACAAUGCUUUGAGAAACAAAAAUAAAUGCAAAGGCAUUCAUCACUUCAAACUUGAAAAAGUAGCAUAUAAAUGUAAUGUAUGUAGAGAGCAACGCACGUCUUGAGUAGUUAGUUAUGAUGCUAUUAAAUAUAUAUAACGGAA